Molecule: messenger RNA, 2077 nt
Organism: Cryptotermes secundus
Lineage: Eukaryota; Metazoa; Arthropoda; Insecta; Blattodea; Kalotermitidae
Gene: r-l
Product: uridine 5'-monophosphate synthase
Exons: 7
Coding region: 172-1641 (489 amino acids)
Biological process (GO): 'de novo' pyrimidine nucleobase biosynthetic process; 'de novo' UMP biosynthetic process
Molecular function (GO): orotidine-5'-phosphate decarboxylase activity; orotate phosphoribosyltransferase activity
Source: RefSeq, a predicted model, not a curated record
GCCUACCCAACGCAUGUUGUACCUGGGUCCAAGAUUUAUAAGACAUUAUCUGUAAUUUGUACAUCCCUGGAUGAAUUUAAAUGUUUGUAACACUACCAUAGUUUUUUGUACGACAGCGUGUGCGUUAAAUUAGUGUAUAGCACGAAUUGAUCUCUUUAUUUUUCGUGAAUAAUGGCGAGCUUUGAAAAUAAACUUAAAGAUGUUAUUAUAAAAUUGCAUGAAAUCGAGGCUCUGAAGUUUGGCAUGUUUAAAAUGAAAGUUGGAAUCGAGUCACCUGUUUACGUAGAUUUGAGAAGUGUUAUUUCCUAUCCGGAAAUUCUGGAAAAUAUAGCAGACUUGAUGUGGGAAUUCGCUGCACUGCGAAAUAUAGAGUGUGAUCAGCUGUGUGGUGUGCCUUACGCAGCAUUGCCAAUUGCUGCACUUAUGUCUUCACGUUCAAAAAUUCCGAUGGUGAUGCGCCGCAAGGAGGCAAAAAAAUACGGCACCAAGAAACUGAUUGAAGGAAAAUUUAAUCCAGGUGAUAACUGUGUUAUUGUUGAGGAUGUUGUUACAAGUGGCUCCAGCGUACUGGAAACAGUUGUGGAUCUACAUUCUGAAGGGCUGAAUGUGACCUCUGUUCUUGUUGUAGUGGAUCGUGAACAAGGAGGCAGUCACAAUCUCUCUGAAAAAGGUGUUGCAAUGAAUAGCCUUUGUACCUUGUCCAAGAUACUACAAGUUCUGAAAGAAGCUGGACAAAUAAACCAGGACGUAGUGGAUAGUGUUAGGAAGUAUAUUGCAGCAAGCCAAAUACACCCUGAUGGCACAUUCCUCACACCUCAACCACGUACAGAAAAUGUGAAUCCAUCCAGAUUGACUUUGCCUUUCACUGCAAGGGCAGAUCAGGCAGUCAAUCCAGUGGCAGCAAAACUGCUGAAAGUAAUGGUGUCUAAGCAGAGCAACUUAUGUGUAGCAGCUGAUGUUACUAGUGCAUCCAGGCUAAUAUCUCUGGCUGAAAGUGCAGGUCCUUAUGUAUGCCUUUUUAAGACUCAUAUAGAUAUUGUGGAAGAUUUCUCACCUCAACUCAUCCAGGACCUGCUUGCUGCAGCUCAGAAACAUAAUUUCCUUUUGAUGGAGGAUAGGAAAUUUGCUGACAUUGGCCACACUGUGAGCCUACAGUAUUCACAAGGGAUCCAUAAAAUUUCUUCUUGGGCUGAUCUUGUGACUGUCCACCCAAUACCAGGUGAGGGUGUGAUAACAGGAUUGAAGUCUGCUGUUACUAACCUUCAUCGAGGCUGUUUUCUCGUUGUGGAGAUGAGCUCUGCUGGGAAUCUUGCAUCACCCAAUUAUGUUGCUUCCUCAAUGGAAAUAUCUAAGAAGCAUCCAGACUUUGUGGCGGGCAUAGUAUGUCAGACUUCCGGCACUGUUCAGAAUCCUGGAUUAUUGCAGUUAACGCCAGGUGUAAGUUUGGACUGCCAGAAUGAUGGACAUCUGGGACAACAGUACAACUCUCCAGAAGACAUUGUAAUGUCCCGAGGUGCAGAUAUUGCUGUUGUCGGGAGGGGCAUCAUACAGGCUACAGAUCCUGCGCAGGCUGCUCAGGAAUAUCGUGCCAAACUCUGGGCUGCUUAUGAGAAAAGAGUCAGUUCUGUGAAGAAUGUGUAGCAGAGACUUGCACUGCAGUAAGUAAGGAUGCUGCCUUGUGUUUAUAAAUUCCAGUUUGUAUUGAGUAUUACAGGUCAAAAUUCCUGGUCAUUCAUAGGCUGUGAAUUUGCUGAAAUUGUCUAAUGUUACAUCAGAGGACCAAGCCCUAAAGACUGAUAUUUUAGAAGAAUUGUCCCUUCUGUAACUAGUUUUAUAAAGCCAGGAUGGAACACAAAUAAAAUAAGAUUGCAUAAUUAUAAAAUGUAUAAAAGCUGUCCAGCUAACAAAAGACAAUAAAGAGAAAUACAAACAUCUUGUUCAUACAAAUCAGAAACUCAUGAAGUCAUUUAAUUUAUUUCAAACCAGAGAUACCUAAGAUUACCAAGCCCAGUUGAUUCAAAGCAUUAUUAGUAACAUGAGCAAUAAGACUACUCAGCAGGGACCAAAAAUCAUUCAU